CAUUUAUAAGGGACGGUUGCCUCUCAUUUUCUCUCACUUUCCCUCCCAAAUGGAAGACAACAAGGUUCCUCCUCCUCAGGAAGUUUUCUAGUUCGUGAAAAAAAAUCCACGCAAGGCACCGUCGAAGAUCAUGGAUUGGGAGAUAUUUAUCGCGAGAACAUUAUUGAUGAUAGAAACGUAUGCUCUUCAGAAUGGUGAUGGUAGUUCUUCCUCCAAACGGAGUCGCACAGAAAUCAACCUGGCAGAACUUCCAGAGGAUCCAGGGCUACGACCUCGGAUUGUGGAUUAUAAUCCCAAUGACCGAGACCGAAUCCGACUGGCAUAUCUUGAAAGGGGCCUUGUCAGCCACGUGACCACAAUUUCGCGCAAGGGCAGUUUGGGCAAUCAGUACAUCGGUUUGAUCAGGCAUGGUUUAGUGAAUUUCCUAAUUGGUUAGAGUACAGUGUAGCAAAAGAUGCUGCAUCUUGUCUAUGUUGUUAUCUUUUCAGACCGGAUGAUGGAGAUCAAGCGGGUGCUGAAUCUUUUGUUAGCGCCGGCUUUUCAAAUUGGAUGAAGAAAGAAGAUCUUCAAAUUCACGUGGGAAACCCUAAUAGUGCUCAUAACCAAGCCUGGUCUAAAUGUCAAGACUUGUUGGGCCAAAAGCAGUGUAUUCACAAUAUUUCUCCCAGAGAUUCAGACCAUGCUCAAAAUGAACUCCGAACCUUCUUGAAAGCAUCAGUUUCUGUUGCUGGGUUCCAUCUAACUCGAAGGCAAGGAUUACUAUUCCAUGAUCGCAACCAAUUUUUACCCAAUUGGGAUGAUCCCGACGAGGAGUUAUUCGAUACACGUAACGAACGACUAUUUCUUGAGCUGUUGAAAUUUCUUGGUGACUUCAAUGAAGAUAUCACAGCGGUACUUGCAUUGUACGCCGAUCCCCACAAUCUUGAGUUGGCAGUUGCUGAUCUUCGGAAGGAUGUUAUAAGUGCUGCUGCAUUGGAAACCACCAAUGAGAUUAUUCGAGGUCUUGGUGAUGCGCCAUUUUCUCUUUUGAUUGAUGAAACCUAUGACAGGGAAGAAGAGGCUCAAAUGGCAGUUGCUGUACGUUAUGUGGACAAAAGGGGGCAGGUGAUUGAACGGUUUUUGGGUAUUGAACAAGUUACAAGUGCUGGUGCUCUCUCGCGCAAGGCGACGGUGGAAGGUUUAUGCUGUAGGCUUGGGCUGCGUACAGAUAAAUUGCGGGGACAAGGUUAUGGUUUCGCUGAUAAUGUGACGUCCAAAUUGAAUGGUCUAAAAACGCUUAUGCUGAACGAAAAUCCGUGUGCACAUUAUGUUCCCUCUUUUGCUUAUAAGCAGCAAUCAACGCUUGUUGAGUUGGCAUGGAAUCAUUCUGAGAUAGGUAUGUUCUUCCUGUCUUUCAAUAAAUUUGGGAAGGUCGUCGGAGCAACAUGCAAACGUCAAGAUUUUCUUAGGGAGAAACAAGCUGCAAAACUUGUUGAGGCCCUUAAUAUUGGAGAGCUUGCAAGUGGGCAAGGCUCAAAUCCAGAAUCUGCUGAUACAGGUUGUGGCUCACAUUAUAGAGCUUUGGUUAACUUGAUUGAUAUGUUUGCGGAGGUGAUUGAUGACCUUGAACUGAUUUUUGAAGAGGGUUCACGAGUAGAAGACCAAGCAGGAGCAGAUAACUUGUUGGACAGAAUGCUAACAUUUGACUUCGUAUUCUGUCUCCAUCUAAUGAAAACAGUAUUGGGAGCUACAAAAGAGCUGUCACUGGCCUUGGAAAUGAAGGAUGAAGGCAUUGUGAAUGCGAUGGAAUUAGUUCAAGUGUCCAAAGGACGACUGCAUAUGAUCAGGGAGACUGGGUGGGCCUCUUUACUAGAGGAUGUUACCUCACUUUGCAUAAAGCAUGAAAUUAAAGUCCCCGAUAUGGAUGAUAUGUUUAUUGCCAGAGGGUGGAGAAAACGUGAAUUUCAGGACAUGAAGUACUUGCUGUACUACCAGGAGAUAUUCUAUGCCGUCAUAGAAUUGCAAAUUCAAGAACUAAUUGUUCGUUUCACUGACUCGAGCAUCGAGAUGCUCCUUUGUGUGGCGUGUUUGAACCCAUCCAACUCGUUUUCUAUGUUUGACAAGGAAAAAUUGAUUCGCCUUGCUGAAUUUUAUCCGAAGGAAUUUUCUCCAAAAGAACUUAUGGUACUUCGUGAUCAGCUUGAUACUUACAUUCUGGAUGUGCGUUCUAGCUAUGGAUUUUUGAGGCUGAAUACAAUAAGUGAUCUGGGAAAAGAAAUGGUGGAGACGGGACGAGAUAGAGUAUAUCCAUUGGUUUACCUCCUUUUGACCUUAGCACUACUCUUGCCAGUUGCCACUGCUACGAAGGCGUUUUCAGGUAUGAAGUUUGUGAAGGAACGGUUGUCAAUCGAAAUAGGCGACAAAUGGAUGUGCGAUAGGUUGAUUUUAUGCGUAGAGGAAGAUAUCUUUGAGGGCAUUACUGCUGAUACUAUCGUACAAAGCCUCCAAAAGAUGAAACCUCGUUGGGCCGAUUGUAAAACCUUACAUUAGAAGCUUAGUCAGUGCUAAGUUUCUGAUGUUGGUUAGUCCAAAAAGUUUUUCUCAAUCUCUCAAGGUUGCGAAGAGUUUUUUUGGAGGUUGUACUUGUGGUUGCACUCUGAGGAUUCAAUGUCCUAGCUCUACUCUGUUUGGCUUUUGAGUUUAUCUAUAAAUUCGAGUAAAUUCUGUGUGUUUCU
This is a messenger RNA of Rhododendron vialii, 2714 nucleotides long. RefSeq lists its product as uncharacterized. The coding region runs from base 550 to 2529 and encodes 659 amino acids. NCBI's taxonomy places the organism in Eukaryota, Viridiplantae, Streptophyta, Magnoliopsida, Ericales, Ericaceae. The transcript is spliced from 2 exons. The record is from RefSeq and is a predicted model, not a curated record.